UCUCUCUCCUUCCACAAUACUUAUCACACUACAAACUUCAAGAUUACUUACCAAGAAAUCUAAUUCAACUAGCAUUUUUUGGCAACGAUCCGAGAACUUCCGAUGGCACAUCAAAGAAUUGGGAUGGGAACGGUGGUUCUGGUGGUGGUGACCAUGCUCUGGGCAGGAGCGGCAGCCCAGUCAUCAUCGAGUUGUACGAACGCGAUAAUUAGCAUGUCCCCGUGCCUCAACUACAUUACGGGGAACUCUUCGACGCCGUCUUCAGGAUGCUGCACACAGCUUGCCAAUGUUGUUCGCUCACAACCGCAGUGCCUGUGCCAGGUGCUUAAUGGUGGUGGAUCAUCCCUGGGGAUCAAUAUCAACCAAACUCAGGCUCUGGCCCUUCCUGGAGCUUGCAAUGUUCAGACCCCACCAACAAGCCGCUGCAAUUCUGCUUCCCCGGCUACGCCAGUUGGUCCCCCAUCUGCUUCCCCGGCCAAGUCACCCGCAGGCACACCAGAAUCUCCUAACACGGUACCUUCAGGAACUGGGUCUAAAACUGUACCAUCAACGCAAAGCAGCUCAUCAGAUGCGAGUUCUACUAGGAUGACAAUUUCUCUGCUCUUCUUCCUCCUAUUCCUCGCAUCUUAUGGUUCAACUUCCACUUUAUAUUGAGUUCCCUCAUCUCACUGCUCCAUCAGUCAAAUACCGAAUUAUUAUUACUGUAUUAAUUUUUCUUCCUUUUUUUUUUAAAAUUUUUUUAUUUAAGGAUUUCCAUAUCAUUGAGUGUUGCUUGUACUGUUUAUUCUUUGAUGGCCUCUUUUAGGGGUUGACAUGGUUUUGUAUGACUGAAGAGGCUUCAUCUCUUCCUUUCUCAAUAAAGAUAAUUUAUGGUUUAUAAA
Molecule: messenger RNA, 881 nt
Organism: Camellia sinensis
Lineage: Eukaryota; Viridiplantae; Streptophyta; Magnoliopsida; Ericales; Theaceae
Product: non-specific lipid transfer protein GPI-anchored 5
Biological process (GO): lipid transport
Molecular function (GO): lipid binding
Source: RefSeq, a predicted model, not a curated record